Elaeis guineensis (African oil palm) is the source of this 677-nucleotide messenger RNA. The record is from RefSeq and is a predicted model, not a curated record. NCBI's taxonomy places the organism in Eukaryota, Viridiplantae, Streptophyta, Magnoliopsida, Arecales, Arecaceae.
GCAUGCUUAUCCUCUCUCUUACCGACAAGUCACGGAACCUUGGAUCCCCGUCUUUCCAAGCCAUCUACAGGAGACAGCAUCCACGGAACAAAUCGAUCUUAGCAAUCUCCAACUCCAACAUUCUCGUCCCAUGGCUGCUUUCCCAGUCGGCCAUUCUCUUCACACCACUCACAAUAAUCCUCUCCGCCUGAGCAAGCCCACACCAAGAGCCAAAUUCUCCCUAUGUUGUCGAAGCCACCUCUCCUCCGGGCCUACAGGAAACAGUGAAGAGAAGAUAGAGACGAAAGGUGGUAAGAACAUGGAGCAGAAGAGAUGGUGGAGAUUGUUGUUUGAGCUCUGCGGUGAUGCUGGGAAGGUGGGGAGGGAGUUGAAGAAGAGCCUGAGCCCAAAGCAGAAAGGGGAUUGGAAGGACGUGGUCCUGAUGAGCUUCUCCUUUGCUGUUUAUGUCUACAUCUCUCAGAAGAUUGUCUGUGCUUAUUGUGCAUGGGUGACCAUGAACAACCGCUUCUAAAUUGUUAACACUCCCAGUUCUGUAUAUGUACAUAUGAAUCUUAGCUCUGUUUUUGUUUGUUUUCACCUAAUUAGGUAUUUAGCGUGAUUGGAGUCCGAAAUAAGAGCUACGGAAGAGCAGCAUAUAUUUGCUAGUGGGAAUACACGUGAAGAGUAAACUUGUAGAA